GUAGAGUUGCUUUUCCCCACAAUGAUUUACUCUCUCUGCUAUUGCUUUCUGCUAGCUCUGCUCUGCUCCACAUCUAACAUGGCAAUGUUUAUUUUUAUUUUUUUUUAGAAACCAGUUAGAUCAGAUUCUGAUUCCUGGCAGAGAAUACAUGGCGGCAUGAAGACAUUCAGUCAUUCACAGUUAAUGAGGAGAAGUUUUAUAUUGCAGUCUUUUAAGAGUUGACCUCACCCGUGUUAGUGCAUGGAUGAUUGUUAUCUCUUUUCUAAUGCUUUAUUGGUCCGUCUCUGUCUAUGUAAAAUUGAGCAGAAUGUUUUCUUUCAUUAAUAAGUAUGUGAUUCCGUCUUGAUGACAGUUUGAGAUAUGGGAUGUGACACAGACCGUGAAAGAGCUGUCGUUUUUUUGGAUCUGUCUCUCCUAACAUGAUUUCAGCAUCAACAUGAACGCUGCAAAUAUUUUGUUACUUCUGUUACUGUUGUAUCCCAGUACAUUGUGUGAGCAGCUCUCCCAGCUCUCCCUGCUUGCCCUGCUACAGAAAUACUGUGAGGCUCUCUCCGCACUCUACAAUGUCACAGGUUUGUAUUGCAAUGCCACAACUGAUGAGAUUGGAACAUGUUGGCCAAGGAGCAACACCGGACGGAUGAUGGAGAGACCCUGUCCAGAGUACAUCAACGGGGUGAAGUACAACACCACAAGGAGUGCUUACAGAGAAUGCAUGGAUAAUGGAACGUGGGCUCUGAAGAGCAACUACUCCAGUUGUGAACCCAUUUUGGAGGAGAAGAGGAAAUACCCAAUGCACUAUAAGAUUGCUCUGAUCAUCAACUACCUCGGCCACUGUAUUUCUGUGGGAGCUCUUGUCAUAGCCUUCAUUCUCUUCUUAUGCUUAAGGAGCAUACGAUGCCUUCGAAACAUAAUCCACUGGAAUUUGAUAACAACCUUCAUUUUGAGGAAUGUUAUGUGGUUCCUACUUCAGUUGAUUGAUCACAAUAUACAUGAGAGCAAUGAGCCUUGGUGUCGUCUUAUAACGACUAUAUAUAACUAUUUUGUGGUGACCAAUUUUUUCUGGAUGUUUGUUGAAGGAUGCUACCUUCACACAGCCAUUGUGAUGACUUAUUCAACAGACAAGCUAAAGAAAUGGGUCUUCUUGUUCAUUGGCUGGUGCAUUCCAUGUCCUAUAAUUGUUGCUUGGGCCAUUGGGAAGCUUUACAAUGAAAAUGAACAAUGCUGGUUUGGGAAAGAACCUGGAAAGUAUAUUGACUACAUUUAUCAAGGGCCGGUCAUCCUUGUUCUUUUGAUAAACUUCGUUUUCCUCUUCAACAUAGUAAGAAUUCUCAUGACCAAGCUGAGAGCUUCUACCACAUCAGAAACCGUACAGUACAGAAAAGCGGUCAAAGCGACGUUAGUGUUAUUGCCUCUGCUGGGGAUCACCUACAUGCUAUUUUUUGUUAAUCCCGGAGAGGACGACAUCUCGCAAAUAGUUUUUAUUUAUUUCAAUUCAUUUCUACAAUCAUUUCAGGGGUUCUUUGUUUCAGUAUUCUACUGCUUUCUAAAUGGCGAAGUGCGCUCAGCCGCCAGGAAAAGAUGGCAUCGUUGGCAGGACAACCAUGCCCUGAGUGUGCGUGUGGCACGUGCCAUGUCCAUCCCCACGUCACCCACCAGGAUCAGCUUCCACAGUAUAAAACAGACCACAGCUGUUUGACCAAGAUCGCCGAGUUCAAAGGUCGCCUUUGGAAACGUCCCUUUUCUAGGGAAGACACUUGUCUUAAGGCAUCUCUCCAUAAAUGUUGUCCAUUUGCUUUAUUUAUUUUCCCUUCUGCAUAAAGACAGAGACAAAGCACUUUGAGAAAGAGACCAUUAGGAUUUCCAGAUGAUAAUACCGUAACAUGACGUCCUAGGACGUCACACAGAAGUCAGGACCAUUCAAAACAGAUGGGCAAGGUUGCCUCUCCAAAUAAACAUUGUGAAGUCAUUGCAGAGUCUAAGUUGUACUGCCAUUGCAUCAAGAGCUGUUAUCAUACUAUAGUACAUCAGGUUAUAUUUUAAUAGGUCAGGAAGGUUGACCUUUCAAGGCCCCGUGCUGGAUGCUGAUGAGGCAUAACAAAAUCAGUGUUAGUGUCAAAAGAAACCCUAAUCACUCCCAGCACUGUACUGUACUAGUGGUAUUUAUAUCCAUAACCCUUCAUUAUUUGAUAUCUAUGAGAGGGUAGAGAUAAUUUAAGCAGGAUUGUGCUUUAACAGUGCGGGCAUGGGAUGCAAUUGCAUUCUGUGUCUGUUGCACACCAAGUUUCAGAUGAGAUUAGAGAGAUGUAAUUAUACUGUUAAAUAAGGAAGUGAUACUCUUUGGUUUGUCAUCAGCACUACUUUUAUGAGUUGUCAAAAAGGAGCUUUUCAUUUGUAUAAAUGUUUUAAGGCUAAUUUAUUUUCAGAUUGUUCCUUGCCAAUCACUCUCUAACUCUUUUGAAUAACGUCAAUGCUGUGUUUUCUCACUUCUGUAUAAAAAACCCCGAGGCUACUCUAAAUAAAUCAAAGCUAUCUUUCACUGGGUUUGAGUUCAGAUUAUAUCCAUUAUCUAAUGCAAAUAAUGGAGAUGGGACUGUGAUUCAGAUACAGUGGGACAAAAUGUAUUUAAUCAGCCACCA
Molecule: messenger RNA, 2636 nt
Organism: Oncorhynchus gorbuscha (pink salmon)
Lineage: Eukaryota; Metazoa; Chordata; Actinopteri; Salmoniformes; Salmonidae
Product: corticotropin-releasing factor receptor 2
Exons: 13
Coding region: 437-1696 (419 amino acids)
Biological process (GO): cell surface receptor signaling pathway; long-term synaptic potentiation; adenylate cyclase-modulating G protein-coupled receptor signaling pathway
Cellular component (GO): dendrite; axon terminus; plasma membrane
Molecular function (GO): peptide hormone binding; corticotropin-releasing hormone receptor activity; corticotrophin-releasing factor receptor activity
Source: RefSeq, a predicted model, not a curated record